Molecule: messenger RNA, 1287 nt
Organism: Lactuca virosa
Lineage: Eukaryota; Viridiplantae; Streptophyta; Magnoliopsida; Asterales; Asteraceae
Source: the annotation of a GenBank genome assembly
AUGUUGCCUAUUUCUGAGUCUAUAUCACCAUCUAUACCCACGGUAACAGAAAAUAUCAUCCUUGAACCAAUUCAAAUUUCGGAACCUGUUCAAAGAGAAGAGCCAUCUUUACAUGUCUACUCAAGAAGACCACGUGUAACUCAACAAAACCAGCCAUCAGAACCAACUUCAGAUCCUCUACAAGAAUUGCAGAAAGAAAAAUCCAAAGUGGAUGAUCUUGAUGCUCCUAUUGCAAUCCGAAAAGGCAAGGUAAUGAAGAAUUUUGGAUAUCGCCAAGGACAAGCAGAUCACACUCUGUUUGUUAAAGAGUCAAAGAACAAAAAACGAUGUUUCUUGAUUGUAUAUGUCGAUGACAUAAUAAUCACCGGAGAUGAUGUCGACGAGAUCAACAACCUCAAACGGCUACUGCAAUCAGAAUUCAAAGUCAAGGAUCUAGGAAAAUUACAAUAUUUUCUUGGAAUAGAAAUUGCUAGAAGCAAAGAUGGAAUCUUCAUUUCACAAAGAAAAUAUAUCCUAGAACUCCUACAAGAGACAGCAAAGCUUGGUUGCCGACCAGCAACUACUCCAAUAGAAAAGAACUGGAAAGAAAAGUUGACUGAAGAAGACCCUCCAACAAAUAGAGAAAGAUACCAACGAAUAGUGGGAAAGCUGAUUUAUCUAUCACUCACUAGGCCGGAUAUUGCCUAUAGUGUUAGCCAAGUAAGUCAAUUUAUGCACGCUCCAACUAUUCGCCAUCAAAAUGCAGUUGAUCAAAUCCUUAGAUAUCUGAAGGGAACACCUGGAAAAGGAAUGCUUUAUAAAAAAACCAAGAACCGAAAGAUUGAGGAAUUUACUGAUGCACAUUGGUCAAAUAGCAAAUCAACAACAGGGUACUGUAACAAGUUUUGGGGAAAUGUGGUCACUUGGAGAAGCAAAAAGCAAUCACUCGUGUCAAGAAGUAGUACUGAAGCAGAGUAUCGUGCUAUUGCACAAGGAAUUUGUGAGUUAAUAUGGUUGGACAGAUUAUUAAUAGAAUUGAAAAUUGAUGUUAAUGGUCAACUACACCUCUACAGUGAUAGUCAACCAGCGAUUGCAAAUGUUCAUAAUUCUAUACAACAUCAUCGUAUGAAACAUGUCCGUAUUGAUAGGAAUUUCAUCAAGUCGAAGAUUGAAAGUGGAAAGAUAAAGCUCUCAUAUGCUCCCUCAACCGAUCAAGAAGCUGAUAUCCUGACAAAAGCACUGUUGAGAAUAAGUUUUGAGUCAAAUGUAUCCAAGUUGGGAAUGAUUUAUAUACAUUCACCAACUUGA